AAAUAAAUAAAUAAAUUCCGAAGGUCUGCAGAUUUUCCAAUCGGAGACGAAGACCGAACCCCUACAUCCCGGGAAAUACCGAGCUCGAAUUCUGUUCUGGAUCUUUUUCCCUACAGAAUCCGAGAAAUUAAGGGGUCUCCGCCAAGUCUCCGUUUGGUUUAAUUCUCGUCAUUUUCCGUUUCUCUAUCGCUGGGGGGUUGGAUUUUUAAAAAUUAUCCUCCAUUGAUCUCAUCCCUGUUCCUGUUCCUGUUCCUCUUCCUGUUCCUGGUUGAGUUCUUCAAUUUUGCUUGGGAAUUAGAGGCGCUACGCGUAUUACCCCUUCCGAUUGAUCGAGGACCGGGAUCUCUAUCUCCUUCGCUGCUGUGUGGGAUCGGAAAUUGGAGGCCGGACAUGGAUAAUAUGAUCAGCAAACUUCGAAACUUGGACGCUUACCCUAAAAUUAAUGAGGAUUUCUACAGCCGAACACUCUCCGGUGGCGUUAUUACGCUUGCGUCUUCUGUAGUCAUGAUCUUGCUAUUCAUUUCCGAGCUACGGUUGUAUCUYCAUGCCGUGACUGAAACAAAGCUCGUAGUUGAUACAUCAAGAGGAGAAACCCUACGCAUCAAUUUUGAUGUUACGUUUCCUGCCCUUCCUUGUUCUAUAUUAAGUCUUGAUGCGAUGGACAUCAGUGGAGAGCAACACCUAGAUGUGAAGCAUGACAUAAUCAAGAAAAGAUUGGACUCUCAUGGCAAUGCUAUUGAAUCUAGACCAGAUGGGAUUGGUGCUCCUAAGCUAGAGAAGCCCUUACAGAGACAUGGUGGCAGGCUUGAGCAUAACGAGACAUAUUGUGGUUCCUGCUAUGGAGCUGAAUCAACAGAUGAUGAUUGUUGCAACUCAUGUGAAGAGGUUCGUGAAGCUUAUCGAACGAAAGGUUGGGCUGUGUCAAAUCCAGAUUUGAUUGACCAGUGCAAAAGAGAAGGGUUUCUCCAAAGGAUCAAAGAUGAGGAUGGUGAAGGAUGCAACAUAUAUGGAUUUUUGGAAGUUAAUAAGGUCGCUGGAAAUUUUCACUUUGCGCCUGGGAAAAGCUUUCAACAGUCAAAUGUUCAUGUACAUGAUGUGUUGGCAUUCCAAAAAGACAGCUUCAAUAUAAGUCACAAGAUUAACAGAUUAACUUUUGGAGAAUAUUUCCCUGGCGUGGUGAAUCCUCUGGAUAGCGUGCAAUGGAGGCAAGAAACGCCAAGUGCAACAUAUCAAUACUUUAUCAAGGUUGUACCUACUGUUUACAAGCACAUUAGUGGGAAUACCAUCCAGUCAAACCAGUUCUCUGUCACAGAACACGUAAAGAGUGCUGACAUUGGACGCCUUCAGUCACUUCCUGCAGUUUUCUUUUUCUAUGACCUCUCUCCAAUCAAGGUCACAUUCACAGAGGAGCAUGUGUCAUUCCUGCAUUUCUUAACAAACGUAUGCGCUAUAGUUGGAGGCAUCUUCACUGUCUCAGGAAUACUGGAUUCAUUUAUAUAUCAUGGUCAGAAGGUGAUCAAGAAGAAGAUGGAGCUUGGUAAGUUCAGCUGAUAAUUGACUGAAUUAUUUGAGUUGUUGAUGCUAUGGAAAGCUUGGCAGCAAAUUCCAAUUUUGACAUGAUCAAAUCAAGAGGAUCAAUGGUACAGCACGAUGUAUUAGAUAAAUUAUGAUUGGAGUUUGUAGCCAUGAUUUUACUCAGUCGAUGACUUGGGUCGAGCUCCUGCCUCGUUUCAUAUUUAAAACCAUUUGUUUACAGUUUUACGAGUUGUUAACUGUUGUCGUAAAUGUGAAUAUCCACUCCAGAGGUGAAGACAGGAUUCUCGUUAUCUGUUAGAUCACAYCCCCCAAAAUUUGGAUUUAUAUAUUAACUUUAAUGUGUAGACUCUUUUUGUUGUUGUCAUGA
Molecule: messenger RNA, 1903 nt
Organism: Momordica charantia (bitter melon)
Lineage: Eukaryota; Viridiplantae; Streptophyta; Magnoliopsida; Cucurbitales; Cucurbitaceae
Cellular component (GO): COPII-coated ER to Golgi transport vesicle; endoplasmic reticulum
Source: RefSeq, a predicted model, not a curated record